Molecule: messenger RNA, 6359 nt
Organism: Ruditapes philippinarum (Manila clam)
Lineage: Eukaryota; Metazoa; Mollusca; Bivalvia; Venerida; Veneridae
Exons: 14
Coding region: 17-5197 (1726 amino acids)
Biological process (GO): peptidyl-tyrosine autophosphorylation; signal transduction
Molecular function (GO): protein binding; ATP binding; non-membrane spanning protein tyrosine kinase activity
Source: RefSeq, a predicted model, not a curated record
UUUCAAAUCAAAAAUCAUGUCGAAAAGUGUACACAGAUCCAAACCAGUAAUUCCACCAAAGCCUAAAGAAAUAUUAAACAAGGCUACAAAGUUUAUACAAGAAAACUCUUUAAUGAAACAAAAUGUCGACAGUAAUAUACUGAAAACACGUCCAAAAGUACCUCCAAAACCAGUAUUGAAAUGUACAUUGAAUAAAACGACUGCCGUCACUGACUCCAAAUGUUUACACUCACCAGCAAAAGAUGAAAGUGUUAAAAAACGCCCAUCAGUACCACCAAAACCAACACUUAAGCCUAAAACUGAUAGUAAAGAUGAUGAAGCAAACUUCGUCAAUUUACAGGAAAAUGCUAAGGAAAACGAAAGUGUACCAGGACCUUCAAAACCGGUGCUUGGAUCAAUUGUGUCAGAAAAGAAUGAUAUCAAAGAUUUCAUUCCUUUACAACACGAUUUGAUUGAUGAUUAUAAUAGUCAUGAUGCACAAGUGCAAACUGCUCAUCAGAUAAGCACCUCAAACAAUGAAUAUAAGCAAAAUGCGUUUUUAUCAAAUAACGAAAAGGAAAAAACGUUAUUUUAUAACGUAACUGGAAACUUUAUGGAAGGAGAUGGCAACGCAAAUAAGACACACGAAACGCAAAUUUUCACUUCAGCCAGUGAUUUUAGUAUUCAAAGUUUUUCAAAGCUAAACACAAACAAUGAUAAAAACGAUAAAGGUGACAAAACUGAGGAAAGUCAAGAAGCUAUAAGCGAUAAAGUAGACAUUCUUUUAAAUGUAAAUCCCUUGUGCUCAAAAGAACUAAGUGCCGAUUCAAAUCAAGAGAAAACGUGUAUUCGUGGGUAUGUAGAUUCACUUAUUUUGCCUCCCUCUCCUUUAAUUUUGAAGGGAAGUGAAUCUUUUGAAGACGCACGUAUAACAAAUAUCGAUGAAAGUAGCAGUAAACAUAAGGAAGAAUUAAAUAACAAAAUGAUAACCAAAGACUGCGUAAAUAUCAUCCAAACAAACGAUCAUGCACGAUCUGAGAUCGAGAUUAUGGAUAUCACUGAUGAAGAAAUGUUAAAACAAGCCAUUAAAACUGAACAUGAUUCAAAAACUGAUCACGAUGAUUUUAGCAUUUCAAGUCAAUCAGAAUAUGAAAAUGUUAACAAGACAUUUUUGCCUGAAGACACAUUGAGUAAAGAACAUUCCGAAACAUAUGCAACUCGUAAAAGAAGUGAUAAAGAGUAUUUUGUCCCGUUUUCACUACGACCAAAUAUUACAAAAGAUGAAGGAAAGAUACUAAAUAUCAAAGAUUUACAACAAACAGAUAUGAAACGCACUGCUGAUGAGCUGACGUUGAUACCCCCACGACCGAAACUUGAAAAAGUUUACUAUGUGUCAGAAAGUAAUACCAUAAGUUCGUUCAGUCCAUAUCUAGAAUUGCGUCAUGGUGAAAUUUGUGAAAUUUUAGACGACAGCAACAAGGAAUUUUGGAUUGCGAGAAAAGGUGAUGGAAAAAUAGGUCGAAUUGCUUCGAGGUUUGUCUGUAGUAAACCGGAGCUUGACAUGAACCCUUGGUUUUAUAAGGAUGUUACAUCACAACAUUGUGAAUACAUUCUCAGCGAGGUGGGAAUAGAUGGAUGCUUUAUUGUACAUGAAGCAGAUUAUUCACCUUACGUUUUAUUGUUAUUCAGCGAAGAUCGCACUGGUGGCCAAGUGUAUCGGUACCCUAUCAACCUGAAAAAUAAAUACUUUUUUUUGAAUCCACAAACACUGUUUGUGUCAAUGCCUGAUCUCAUACGCUACCAUUAUAAACGAUCCGGCUGUUUACGUACAUUUUUGAAGUGUUCACCACCUUUGAGGUAUAAGGAAACCCAGGACUUUCCUUUUUCAGAUAAACUGGAGAUCGAGAAAAACGACUUAGAGAUUUUUGGGAAAAUUGGAUCAGGAAAUUUUGGAGUUAUACAUAGAGGUAAAUUUGGAAGGACAGAAAUAGCAGUUGAAAUCGUUAAAAACAUUCAUAGUUUUCAUGAAGAUAUGUUGAUGGAGGCCAGAAUUAUGUCUCAUUUAAAUCAUCCAAAUUUGGUGCAGUUAUAUGGCAUAGUUUCCAAAUCUUUACCGUUGAUGAAAAUAACAGAGUUCAUGCAGAACGGAAACUUAUACCGUUUUCUUAAAGCAAAUAGACUAGGUCUUUUACUUUGUUGUGAAGUCUUAACAGAUAUGUGUCGUCAGGUUUGUCGAGGGAUGGAAUAUUUACAUAAUCAAGGAUAUAUUCUUCGUAAUUUAUCAGCGAAAAAUUGUUCGGUAGGCAAGAAUGGUAUCGUAAAAGUUUCAAAUUUUGCUACGGCUAGGUUUGUAAGAAAAGGAGAAACUGUAACCUUUAAUGCCAUACAGGUUCCAUGGGCACCACCCGAAGUUUAUCACUCUGGUAAAGGAGAUAUCAAGUCAGAUAUCUGGUCUUUUGGUGUUUUAAUGUGGGAAAUAUUUACGUGUGGUGACGUGCCUUUCAUAUAUGAACGUAACAGAAAGGGCAAAAGAAUACAGAUUUACCGACCUCCAAAACCGACUUCAUGUCCUCAAGACAUAGACAUGUUAAUGUUGCGGUGCUGGAAGUUGGAACCUUCUAAUAGACCUACAUUCAAGGAUUUGAAGACUCGUCUUGAAGAAUGUUACUUAAAGAUACAGGAUGAUGAAGAUAAUUCAGACUCCCAAUCACUUGCUGAAUUAGGAUUUGAUCACGUAGACAAACAACUUUUUAUGCAUGCAUUGAAAGAAGGAAACGAAUCAGAUAGCUUCAUCAGAGUUAUGGUUGUUGGGAAUUUUAACCAGGGUAAAACAAGUCUAACAAGAAGGCUUUUACAGCUUCCGAUGGAAAACAUUGAGAGUACAGACGGUAUAGAUAUUCAUGCAGCAAAUUGUGAAGACAAUGUUACAUGGAAAACAACUGUCUCCCAUGCUGCUGAGAUAAAAGGUGCACGUCGACUAGCAAACAUUUUUAUACAAAGCAUAAAAACAACAAUUACUGAAACACUGGAGGAUGGCAAUGAACAGGAAGACAGUAUGAUGCUACAAGGAGAAUGCAAUGAUACUGAUGAUAAAGAUGCUGAAUCAUUUGAAAAUGAUGAUACAUGUAAUUCUCUUGACGAAAUAGUAAAUCAAGGCGAUUGUCUAGAAGCAGUCUCAGACGAAGACUUUUCUGAAACAUCAUUUUCAGAGACAUCCUCGGAGGACAACAGUGAAAAAGAAGAAUGUUUCACAUCCGGUUCAGACGUAUCUGAAGACAAAGCAAUCACAAACGAUCCAGACCUACACAUAAAAGCAGUAGAUUUGCUUUCAGAAUUUACAGAAAAACUGAAAGAUGAAAACAAUUAUACAUUAGAUAAAAAUGAAAAUAGUAUAAACAUCAAUAUUUGGGACUUUGGAGGACAGUUCAUAUAUUAUGCCACUCACCAGAUUUUUCAUUCAAGAGACGCAAUAUAUCUUUUAGUUUUUGACCUAACGAAGGACCUUGAUAGCAUGGUACACGAUGAAGACUUUCCAGACAGAAAGUUUGAUAUGAGGACAUGCUUGAAAUUUUGGAUCAUGUCAGUGCAUGCUUUUGUCGGAACAAAGGACGGUAAGGAACCAAAAAUAAUACUUGUAGGGACACACAAGGCCGAUUGCAUCAGUAAGAGUAAUAUUGAAAAGAAGUUUGACGACGUAUAUGAUCUCUUUAUAAAAUCGAAAGCCAGAAAUCACAUUUACAAGAUGCCUUUUGCUAUCGAAAACACAGAUCCAAACGACCCCGGUAUUACUGAAUUAAAGAGAGCACUAUUUGAAAUAGGUUUAGAAAAAGCUAAAGCCAGCAAGGUUCCUGCAAAAUGGAUUCAAUUAGAAGAGGCAUUAAAAGGAAACAAAGAAAAUAGAAAGAUUUUGAAAUAUGAGGAUGUUCAAACCAUAGACAAGUCUACAGAUUUGCCUAUCAAUGAUGAGGAUCAGUUAAAGCUUUUCCUAAAAUAUCACCAUGCAAAAGGAACAAUUGUGUACUUUGAUGAGGAAAAACUCCGGGAAUUUGUCGUUAUUGAUCCGCAAUUUUUGGUGGAUGCUUUUAAAUGUAUCAUUACAUCUAAACGAUUUUGUAAGUGGAGAUCAGACAUACACGAGUUAUGGGAAAAAUUGAUAGAAACAGCAGUUCUAGACAAAUAUCUGUUGAACAGCAUUUGGGAGCAUGAUGACAAAAACCGUUUUAUGGAACAUAGAGAUAUUCUGUUGGCUUUUUUGCAAAGACAUCGAAUAUUGGCUGAGAUGCAGGUAAUUGAUGAGAUUACUAGUGAUGCAAGGGGCACGGGGAAAUACAUUGUACCAAGUCUUUUAAAAAGUGAGGGCGAUCAAUCAAUUUUAAAAAAAUGUGUAGAAGGAAAGAAUUAUUCGUUAGUCAUACUUGGUCUUUCAUUGGAAGAUACAACGAUUAUCAAAACUGUCUUUGAAAGAACUAUUGCAGCAGCUCUCGAGAGAUGGCCGCCAAUAGAGAUAGAUGGCAUAUCGUUGGUAUUUCAGAGUACUUCGUUCUACCUUCUCGACCUUCAACAUGCAGGUAUUAUUGCAUAUUCUUCUGAAAGGGGAAUUGAGUUAGCAGUAGUCAAUCAAUGCCCUCCAGCAAAUGUUGAAAGUGUGGUUUGUGACCGUUUCCGUAGAUUCGUAGAAACUGUCGUUUUAAACGAGUUCAGGCGUCACAAUUGCAGCAGAAACGAUAAUCCUUUUACUUAUUACCUAAAGUGCAACCAUGCCGUUCAUAAAUGUCAAGGAAGUAAAAAUGUUCAUUAUGGAUUAGAGAACAUUAAAAAGAAAUAUCGUGUAUGCUGCCCAGAUAAUUCAAACCAUGCAAUAAUUACGAAGAGUGCAUUAGCAGAAUGGUUUCAAGAUGGAACUAUUAUUAAUAACGAAAAAGGUCUGCAAAAGAAAGUCACGGAAAAGUACUUGACGAAAGUUGCCCAAACUAUCGGUCAGAAUUGGGAGCUAUUAGGACCCAUGUUAGGUGUCAGCAAAGUAGAUGUUGAACGAAUAAAAAUGGACCAUAAGCAUUGUACAGAGACAGCUAUUUUUUACAUGUUGCACAAAUGGAAUAUGCAAUGCCCUGAUCAAAAUACCAUGGGCGAUUUGAUAAAUACAAUGAAAGAAUGUGAGGCACUCUCAGUGGAUUGGGAUAAAGUCAACAACAUAUUGGACGGGUUCUUCAUGCAAUAAAGGUGAAGCAGUAAAAAAGCGUCUUCAACAACAACCCAGCUCUAUAAAUAAUAAAGUGCCCCGGAUUAAAGUAAAAACAAAUUAUCAUUUAUUGACCAUUGAACAUGUGAAACUGAACAAAGAGUAAUACUGAACCUCUACAACUACACACAAAGUUUUUUUGUUGGUUACUUGUGCGAUUUAUACUUUACACAUAAUACGCAUUUGUGUGUCUUAAAUGUCAAGCGAAUAGACUUCUUAAUGUAUUUUAAAUGAUAUGUUAUUCGGAACGGUUCUUUGUGUUAUAAACUUACCCGUGCUUAUACGGCAAUUCUACGGACGAAUUUUGAACAUGUGAAACUGAACAAAGAGUAAUAAUGAACCUCUACCACUACAAACAAAGUUUUUUGUUGGUUACGUGUGUAAUUUAUACUUUACACAUAAUACGCUGUGUGUCUAAAAUGUCAAGCGAAUAUACUUCUUGGUGUAUUUUAAAUGAUAUGUUAUUCGGAAAGGUUCUUUGUGUUAUAAACUUACACGUGCUUAUACGGAUAUUCUACGGAUGUUGACUCUGAUUAGUUAAGGUUAAUAACAAUAUACAAUUAUGUGCUAUGACACAAAUACUGUAGAUUUUAAUUUUGGUACAGAUACAAGAACGCUAUUCAAUGAAAUGAUUCAAGUACAUUUAUUUACGUAAAUUGUUUAUGAAUUAUUGUUUUGUUCUUUUUGUGAUUUUUAUUAUCUAAAUCUCGAUUUCAUUGUUUGAUAUACUAGUACAUGUACAUGUUUGGAAUGAUCCAAAUGUUUUUGUAAUGAUUCAACUUAUCAUAACUUGUCUUAUUUGAUUGAUAUUAUAAACAAUUAUUAUUUUAUUUAUAUUAAGUUACAAUAUUAGUUAUUCAACUAUUGAAAGACUUCAUGGCUACUUUUUUGUAAACCCUAUGUAAGUCGUGUUUUACGUGAUUAAUAAUUUUAUAAAAUUAAGGUGUUUAAAAUACGUGCAUUCCUUGCUUUACUUUUUAUAUCCUAGUAUAUUAUCAUGACAGAACGGUCAUUAGAAAAAAUCCCAGAGUAAGCCUAAGAAACAGACCGUUUUAAUUAUAGAAUAGAUCGUUGAAACACAACGCUAAAUUUUUUGUUUGUUCAUCGACCAAUAUGUAUCAAUGUACAUGUAUGUAUAACG